Dictyostelium discoideum AX4 is the source of this 1659-nucleotide messenger RNA. RefSeq lists its product as hypothetical. The transcript has 2 exons. NCBI's taxonomy places the organism in Eukaryota, Evosea, Eumycetozoa, Dictyosteliales, Dictyosteliaceae. The record is from RefSeq and is a predicted model, not a curated record. Bases 1 to 1659 code for a protein of 552 amino acids. Gene Ontology annotation, cellular component: extracellular region.
AUGAAUACAAAUUAUAAAUAUAUAAUAAUUUUAAUAUUUACAUUUUUAAAUUUAUUUAAAACAUGUCCAACAUAUCCAAAACCAAUAAAAAUUGAUCAAAAUCAUCCUUUAUUAUUAAAAGCAUAUAAUGAAAUUGAUAAUUUAAUUCAAACAAAAAUGAAAUCAGAUAAUAUUUCAUCAUUUAUUGCCACUAUCGUAUACAAGGAUGAAAUAAUUUUCUCUAAAGCAUAUGGAAAAAUAAAUCCAUUAGAUGAAAAUUCUUUAAAUUUAACUCUUAAUAAUAAUAUUAGAAUUGCAAGUAUUACAAAAACUUUUACAUCAUUAAUGAUGUUUAAAUUAAGAGAUCAAGGUAUUAUAAAUUCAUUGGAUGAUGAUAUUCGUGAUUAUUUCCCACAAUUUAAAAUUAAUUCAAUUUAUAAAGAUAAAAGAAAUGAAAAAAUUACAUUUAGACAAUUGGCAUCUCAUCAAAGUGGUUUGGCAAGAGAGACUCCAUGUGAUAGAAUUGAUUAUGGAACAAAUAAAUGUAAUGAUAAAGUCAUACUUUCAAAAUUAUCAAAACAAUUUUUAAUUUCAAAACAACCAAAUAUUUUAUCACAUUAUUCAAAUUUAGGAUUUUCAUUACUUGGUAGAGUUUUAGGUGAAUCAUUAAAAAUGAAAAAAACAAUGAAAGAACAACAAGCAUAUGAAUACUGGGUUACAAAUAAUAUUUUUAAAUCAUUAGGAAUGGAUAAUACUACAUUUAAUUAUGAUGAAAAAGUUAAAGAUAAUAUGGCAAUUGGAUUAUAUAAAAAGAGUAAUGGUAGUUUUUCAAUUGCUCCAAUUUCACCAGCUGGUUGGAAUUCACCAGGUGGUGGCAUUUUUUCAACUGCUAAUGAUAUGGCUAAAUUUAUGAUCUUCUUAUUAAGUGAUGAAAAUCAGCAACAGAGUGAAUCAUCAUUUUAUUUAGAAGAAACAACAUUAAAUGAAUUAUUUUCACCAAUGAACCUUUUAAGAGACGGAUUUAGUGUUUAUGGUAUACCUUUUUUACAUACAUAUGAUACAAGUAAUUCAAUUUGGAUAUCAGCAAAGAAUGGUGAUUUAACAGGAUACCACUCAAAUAUGGCAUUUGUUAGACCAUUAAAAUUAGGAUUCUUCUUUUCAUCAUUAUCAGAUAUUAAUUCACCAGAUAUUUAUAUUAAUUCAACAAUUGAUAUUUUAGUACCAAUAUAUGAAAUCCUAUUAAAUGAAGAAGCAUCUAAAAUUCAACAAAUUGAAAAUUAUCUUAUUAAACAAGAAAUUCCAAUUAUCCCAAAUUCAUUUUUAGCAGGUUUUUAUAAAGAUUUCCAUGGAAAUGAAUUUUUAAUUUAUAAUGAAACUUUUAAUGGUAAUGGUGAUCAUACUAUUAAUGGUAAUUUAUUAGUAAACUUUGAUAAUUCAAAUUCAAAUCUUACAAUUCAUACAUUUGAACUUGAUAAAGAUUACCCAUAUAUUAAAAGAAUUUCAUACUAUGAUGAAACUCUUCAAGGUUGUAGAUUAUUAGCAGGUGGUGAAAAUGAAGAAUUAAUUUAUUUUAAUUUCAUAAAUAAUGAUAAUCAACAAGAAUCAACAAAUUUUAAUGAUAUUAAAAAUUUAAAAGUUUAUAGUGUACAGGUAAUGGGUUUAUUAUUAUAUAAAAUAUAA